CUCCUGGGCCCAGAGCCCUCGUCGCGCCCGGCGUCUCAUUUGCCGUCCUUCGACGCGUGACCCCGGCGCGCUCGCGUCCCGGGCCGGUGGCAAGCGCGGGGUGCGCCCGGCGGUGCCAUGUGCCUCCUCUCUCGCGCGGUCGCAGCAGUCGCCGCGCCCCGAAUCCCGCUCCGGCUCCGCGGCAGAGGGCUUGCCGCCGCCAUGUCUACCGCCGGGCCCCUGAAAUCCGUGGACUACGAAGUAUUCGGCAGAGUGCAGGGUGUUUGCUUCAGAAUGUAUACAGAAGGUGAAGCCAAGAAGAUAGGAGUGGUUGGCUGGGUGAAGAAUACCAGCAAAGGCACCGUUACAGGCCAAGUGCAGGGCCCUGAAGACAAGGUCAAUUCCAUGAAAUCCUGGCUGAGCAAGGUUGGAAGUCCUAGUUCUCGCAUUGACCGCACAGACUUUUCUAAUGAAAAAACCAUCUCUAAGCUUGAGUACUCCAACUUUAGCAUUCGAUACUGACGGGAAAGAAAUGCAGCAAAUUAAAAAAUCUGAAUGUUAUUAAAGUCUUGAAGAAGACCAAAAGUUAGAAAUAAAUGUGUAUGAUGAACAAUAUAACCAUAAGCUAAUACCAAUAAAGUUAAUAUUUUAAAUUCUG
Molecule: messenger RNA, 637 nt
Organism: Ochotona princeps (American pika)
Lineage: Eukaryota; Metazoa; Chordata; Mammalia; Lagomorpha; Ochotonidae
Gene: ACYP2
Product: acylphosphatase 2
Exons: 5
Coding region: 118-501 (127 amino acids)
Molecular function (GO): acylphosphatase activity
Source: RefSeq, a predicted model, not a curated record